Molecule: messenger RNA, 379 nt
Organism: Paramecium sonneborni
Lineage: Eukaryota; Ciliophora; Oligohymenophorea; Peniculida; Parameciidae
Source: the annotation of a GenBank genome assembly
AAGUAGUUCAAUCUAAUGAGAAGCAUACUCAUUAUACCCAUUCACUAUGACCAUCUAAUUAGGCUUUGAAUUAUCCUGUUUUAACAUCCUGUAAUCUUAUUUGACUUAUCAUAACUGCCAGACGCUAAAGUAGUUCCAUCGCGUGAGAAGCAUACUGAUUGUACAUAACUAUUAUGACCGUCUUAUUUGGCUUUUUAUUACUAAAAUUGAUGCUUUGUACAACAAGUCAUUCAUAAUACACUCUUGGUAUGUCUUAAUAAUGAAAUUAUUACAAUUUUAUUAUUAUUUUGGAUUGAAUAUUGUUUUUAUUGCAAUCUAUAAUUCACAUAAAGAGUUACUUCAAUGUAUAAUCGAGAAUCCUCAUUAAGAAAUAAUUUGA